Messenger RNA from Dipodomys ordii (Ord's kangaroo rat), 4238 nucleotides. It is a transcript of the gene Dcdc2, whose product is annotated as doublecortin domain containing 2. Gene Ontology annotation, cellular component: microtubule; kinocilium; microtubule organizing center. The record is from RefSeq and is a predicted model, not a curated record. The transcript is spliced from 12 exons. Gene Ontology annotation, biological process: dendrite morphogenesis; regulation of cilium assembly; cilium assembly. Lineage: Eukaryota; Metazoa; Chordata; Mammalia; Rodentia; Heteromyidae. The coding region runs from base 138 to 1592 and encodes 484 amino acids.
GCCCGGGGCAGCGCCGCGCCGCGCGUCCCCCACCAGCCCUCCGCAGUCGAUCGCGGUCUUUGGGAGGUGAUUUCCUCGCGGUGGGUUCCUCCGGGGGCAGCAGGAAGCGCCCGCUGCGGUGUCGCCCCGCGGGGAAGAUGAGCGGCACCAGCGCCCGGUCCAGCCACCUGUCUCAGCCCGUGGUGAAGAGCGUGCUGGUGUACCGCAACGGGGACCCAUUCUUUGCGGGGCGCCGCGUUGUCAUCCACGAGAAGAAGGUGUCCAGCUUCGAUGUCUUCCUGAAAGAGGUGACCGGUGGGGUCCAAGCGCCCUUUGGAGCGGUCAGGAAUAUCUACACCCCGCGGACCGGUCACCGCAUUCGGAAGCUCGACCAGAUCGAGAGUGGGGGCAACUACGUGGCUGGGGGCCCGGAAGCCUUCAAGAAACUCAAUUACCUGGAUAUAGGAGAUAUUAAGAAAAGACCCAUGGAAGUUAUUAACACAGAGUUCUUCUCCACAGGGCCAGGUGGGGAUGAAAAGAAGAAAUUUGAAGUGCACAGGAGCUUUUAUUACACUUCUGUGCACCUGAAGAAGGUCCUGUGUGAGGAAUCUGUUGGCGGUGUGGACUUGCUGUCUUCUCUGUCAUGCCGACUCACCCGCGGGCUGACCAUCUCAAGAAGACUGUAUACUUUAGAAGGAAAACUGGUCGAGAGCGGGACAGAGCUGGAGAAUGGGCAGUUUUACGUGGCUGUCGGCAGAGAUAAGUUCAAGAAAUUGCCUUAUAGUGAACUACUUUUUGACAAGUCGACAAUGAGAAGGCCUUAUGGUCAGAAAGCCUCUUCUCUGCCUCCUAUUGUAGGAUCCAGAAGGUCUAAAGGGAGUGGGAAUGAUCGCCAGUCUAAGUCAACAAUUGGAUCCAGCGACAACUCCUCUCCUCAGCCCCUGAAGAGGAAAGGGAAGAAAGAUGUGAGUGCCGAAAAACCAACCAAAGCAAAACAAAGCAUGAAGUUGAAAGGAAUCACAAACAAUGGCACCAUGUCCGGCUCUGGGGAUGCAAACGUAGUAGCAGAGUUCUCCCCUCAAGCCUCAGCACAUGUAAAAUAUCACUGUCUAGAUGAGGGCAUUUUCAAAGCUGGAGCUGAGAGAUCAGAAACGCGUGGGGCAGUUGAAGUCCAAGAAGAUGAAGAUACUCAGGUUGAGCUUCCAGUAGACCAGAGGCCAGCAGAAAUAGUCGAUGAGGAAGAAGAUGGAGAGAAAACAAACAAGGACACAGAACAGAAAGAAGACUUUUCAGGAAUGAAUGGAGAGGUUGAAGAUGUGGGUAGGGAGGCUGGCAAUGCCCCUGAGCAAGGUGAAGAGAUCCUGGAUCACAGUGAGAAGGAAGGCCCUGCUCACAUCAAGGGAGGCACUGAUGAAGAAAACGGAGAGGAACUGGACCAGGUUAAUGAACUGCAACCCACAGUGGAAGGGGAAAGAAAGUCUCAAGGAGCUGACAAUGGACAAGAUGAGGCUGAUUUAGAUUCUCAAAGACCACCAAGGCCAGAAGUAAAAAUCACCAGUCCUCAAGACAAUGAAAACAAUGAACAAAACAAGGACUAUGCUGCUGUGGCAUAAAUGAACUUAAAAAAGAAAGUAUAUGAUACAAGAAAAAUGAAGGGUUCUAGUACUUGAAUUAUAAUCAUAUAGUUACUGAUAACAUAAUGUGAUGGUAUGGUUGGACAUCACUUGUUGAAUUUUAAAAUCUGAGGCCUGAUGCAAAGAUUAGAUAAGUUCUAGCUACUAAAAGGAGAAGAGAUUCUCUUUGUGGAAUAUGUUUUUAAAUUUUUCAUUUAAAAGAAUUAAAUAAGAAAGGCAGAGGAGAAUGUGCACUGGAAGACAAUUGGCUACUUGUGUUUAUGAAGGAUAAAAGAAUAGGAUCACUCCUAUUGCAUAUUUUAUUAUACAUUUAGAAGUGAGAUUACUCGAUGGCAGAUUGUUCUAAAAGCAUUUAUCUAAGAAAGCAUAGAAUUUUAAAGAGCUGGUAAUAGGAAAACGUGUAUUAUUUUCUUAAAGCAAUAAACUCUUGGCUGAGCAAAUGACAAUUUAGUUUCAGAGAUAAUUUAGAGAUAGCAAGAGACUGAAAUGUUUCCAGUACUUAUUGAUAUUCCUUUCUUUCUUCCUCUUUAAGCCAAAACACCUUGCGUGAACUGAAAAGACAAGAUGAGGUGUUCAUUUUGGUAGGAGGAAACCUUCUUCUACAAUUUAGUUAUCAAUAUUGUCUUUCCUUAAUGCUUUGGCUUUUAGUGCUGUGGCUUCAAUGUCAAGUACUCAGGAAUGGAUUAUAAAGAAAAACCCAAUUAUAUUAUUAAGCAUAGCUGGGUGGUUUGCAAAUUUUGGAAAUCCUAUGGAUUUUUAUUGAUCCAGUCUAUCUGUACCUUUCCCUUUCCCCCUCAUCAUAUUAUGUUAUUAUAUUAGAAAACACAAUAUUGGUUGAGAUUGAAUUUUCCCAGAGCUCCUCCCUCCCUCCUUUCCUUCCUUCCUUCCUUCUUUCCUUCCAUCCUUCCUUCCUUCCGUCCUUCCUUGUAUUAUUCUCUUUUAUAAAAAACAAAAAUAAUGUAAUAGGAAGGAAAGAGUAGGCAAUAAUCUAAAUCUUUGACUAUCCAAUUUUACUUACUUGCACUUUUUCUUUGUUCUAUUAGGGCUAUUUUGUGAUAUUUCUGCCUAUAGAGCUAUCAACAAAUGUUUAUUUUCCUAACUGAUUACAUUUACCUUUUCAAGCAGAUUUCCUCUUAUAAACUUAGAAUCCAUUUGAUAGAAAUUAGUGAAAAUACUUUAAAAAUUGUCAUGAUGAAACCAGUUCCUGAUUACAACUUUGCGGACUGAUUAAAUUAAUUUACUCUCACCUUGUGAGGUAUAUGUGGAGAAAAUGGAAAUGCAUAAGAUUGAUGAUCAUUAGUAGAGGUGAUACCUUUCUUCUUUAAAUACAGGAAUAAUAUAUUUUUCUCAUAAUAAAGAAUAUUUUAAUUAUGUGGAAGUUGUAAAUUUGAACAUUGAGUGCUUUCAGAAGACUUAUUAUUAAUCAUAAAUUUAAAAGGCUUUUCCUUCAGAAUUUAAUCAUCUAUCUGGAAUCAAAACAGUUAUCAUUUUACCUAUACUAUAGAGAAAUUAGCUCUGUUUUUGCUAACAGCUACUUUAGCUUUUUCUACAGUAGGAAGUAUAUAACAGUAUUAGAAAGAAAUAACAACUAAAGAAUGUAGUAAUCUGGGAGGAUGAAUGAUAAAUGGAGCAAAAUCUAGAUUGUGUUUCUUACUGGGAAACAGAUUUUUAAAAUGGGACAAUAUAAAGCACUAUGCACCACUAAUAACCACCUCAUGUUAUUAAGGAAAUAGCCCACGGGCUUUUUAACAUCAAAUUCUAGCGUUAUUACUGGGGUUUAGGGAUAUGAUAUUAAACAGCUUAUAAAAAUUUAAGUGUAACAAAUUUUAACUAGAUUUCAAGGUGAUGUGUUCUCUUUUCUUCAGUGAAGAAUUUCUCUUGUUUUUCUUUAGUAAGAGUAUUUCUGUCUUCCUCCUGUUCUUUUGCCUCAUUCAUGCUACAAAGCUUAGGUUUUAGGGAAUCAUUUAUGAGUCAUUCUAAUGAAGCACAACAUCAAUAUUUUACUGAAAAAAAAAGCUUGAAAUUUGAAGAAUACUUUAGUAUAGAACCAACAGCAGAGCCAAAAGAGCAUAAAAAGACUGAAGACACAGUCUUCUCUUGGGUGUACUUAUAAAACUGUACCGUAUCAUGAAGGGAUCAAUAACAACUUACCAUGUGAUAAUUGGUGGCAAACAUAUUAGUCUGAAAUGCCACUUAAACAAGCAAAAUAAUCUUUUACUAUGAGUUAAAAUUUUGGACAUUGCUCUGAGGAGCAAUAAGUCAAUUUGCCCACUGAAAGUGGCAGUUCCCUUUGUGGCAAUGAUGGGUGGUUUCCAUAUCAGGCUAGCUCCAUAAAUUGAAAUUCCCAGACAGAUUGGGAGGGGGGUCAUUUAUGAGAGCAGAUGCAUCAUGUAUUGUUUCAUGGAGCAAGAGGGUUAUGUUAGGAAGAACUUGUUGCUUUUUACACAAUUACCAAUAUAAUGUUUUGAAAUAUUUAUGAUGCUGUAUACAUCGAUUUCUUACUUUUAAUUUUAUGUAAUAGCUUUCUGAAACUUACUUGGAUUUUAAGACACUUGUACACAACUGGUUAGUGAAAUUGGAACAUUAGGAUUUUUGCUGACCAAUAAAAGAUUUUGACCAAAGUCA